CUCGGCGCGGGUCUACUAUCAACGACCACCUCCUGUACUUACUGGUUUCUCAUUUACACCACAACAUAGCAUCCUACUCAAAGCGCUGCGGGAACGUGUCAACUAUGACUGGCGGAGAGUUUUACACAGUGCUCAUGCAUCAGUCGAACAAGUCCCUCGCAGGACGCCUUGCCUUCGGUCGCAUGAAGGCAAAGCAGAAGGCGAGGGUCAUUCGCACGUACAAACAGGAAGAGGUUCUUUUUACCGGUCACGUCGGGGUUGGAAAAUCUGCCCUAUUGAAGGCUGUGGUGCAUCAUAGCAGCUUACCAACAUGCUCCGCGCAUGUUAACGGCGAAGUACUGAUGCUCUACGGCGUGGGGAGAGGAAGACCUCUCGGAAGCUAUCCCGCAAGGUUCAUCGUAGUCGACUCCACUGGCUAUGACGAGCAUCAAGGGUCUGUUGUGAAGUUCUUCAUGGCUAUGCGUCCCCAGCUGCGACGGGUGUUUCUGAUUAUUGACGCGAGCAAGGGUCUAGGCGCCCCCGACGAAUCCAUGUUGCAAUACAUCGCGAGCUUUGAGAAGCCAAAAUUCAGCGUCCAGCCGGUCCUGACCAAAGCGGAUCUCGUCAAGCCAGGGGACCGAGACGAGGUGGCUCAGCAGAUCCAGGAAGCCAUUCAGAAAGCCUUACCUUCAGCCUCUCCUCCCAUCAUAACAUGCUCAAGACUUGGAAGCAACCUGGGAAUUCAAGAGAUGCGUACUAGCAUCGCGGAGGCCUGCGGUAUGUCUAUGGAGCAAGCAUUUCGCUCCAGGACCGCCCCGAGCACGACCUUAUUUCGCUACACGAAACGUCGCAAACCCUUCGCUACGAACCCCACACGCCGUGUUGCAUUUGGACUGAACAGCUUUGGACUUCGCAAUUGACAGAACAUUGGAUUCGUGUGGACCAUGACAUUCCUCGAAUCAGCUAUACCGUACGGUCUCCACCCGGCCUGCGGCCAUUCGUUUCCAUGCAGUCUAGGAAGUUGUCUCGCGCUACACGGAGUCUCGAAGCAAGGCUUCUAUGCGUGGCCCUAUUCAUCCAUCCCGCACAGAGAAACGUGCGAAAUGGCUUGGCCUGUUGAGGCGAUUUCGGACGAGUGUCGACACCCUCUGACUGUCGCCAA
Messenger RNA from Fomitopsis serialis, 1141 nucleotides. RefSeq lists its product as uncharacterized. The record is from RefSeq and is a predicted model, not a curated record. Gene Ontology annotation, cellular component: mitochondrion. Bases 105 to 899 code for a protein of 264 amino acids. The transcript has 5 exons. NCBI's taxonomy places the organism in Eukaryota, Fungi, Basidiomycota, Agaricomycetes, Polyporales, Fomitopsidaceae.